AUGAAAUUGUUUGACGAAAAAAAUGACGGAUUAUUAAAAUUAUCUAAAAAUGUACUAACAACGUGUGUACUGUCGCACACCACAGAUUUAACAGAAAUAUUGUUUGGUCAACUCACAGCUAGAUUCAACGAGAAAGUGUUCAUAACUGACAAGGGUUACUGCUACGACUGGACUCUGCGUCCGUGGCCAACUUCCGGAAAGGUCUGUUUCCAGGUCAAAAGCGAGGGCAUCGCGGCCCUUGCUCUCUCCCCAGAAAGAGAUCCACCGGCCGGUACACUGGUCUAUGAGAUGGAACUCGGCUUCUCCAACAACCAGCUGACCGUUCUCCGCCGAGGAAUGCACGGAGGCAACAUCGCGGUUGAAUCGACUCCGGAUAUCCUCGACUGCGAUGAAUUCCGGACGUUCUGUCUCGAGGCCAGCGGGCCGCAUAUCACCCUGACGGCCCUGGGAGACCCUAAGCCGAUCCUGGACUACGUGGACGAGGAGCGGCCUGAAGUCAUGUAUCAGUACAUCGGCUUUGCUGGCGGGUAUGACUUCAAGGUGUGGUGGAGGUGGCCGGAGGAUAUGGUUCCAGAUUACGAGAUCCCAAAAGACGGUCAAGAAAUAAUCAAUCUACCCCCACAACCACCCGUAGGUGCAGACAAGUGUCUUGAAACAUCGCCUCCUUGCGGAGACAACGGAGUUUGCUACGAAGACCAUUCCUUGUCGAGUGGCUUUCGAUGCGAGUGUACGAAUAACUACAGGGGAGAACGCUGUGAUGAAAAACCAAGCGGUAGUAACCCCGAAGAACCUGCUAAGCCGCCACCUAGACCACAAGACCCAUGUCGUCCAAAUAAUCCCUGCAAGAACGGGGGAGUUUGUAGCAGUACAGGAGUUUCAAAAUACACUUGCGCAUGCGUGAACGGCUACAGCGGAGACAACUGCGAACAAGAACCUGAUCCAUGUCAACCCAACAACCCAUGCCUAAACGAUGGAGUCUGCAGAAGUAUAGGAGGUGGGCAGUACACCUGCGAAUGUGUGAACGGAUACAUGGGAGACAACUGCGAGGAAGAACCGGAUCCAUGUCAACCAAACAACCCAUGCCAGAACGGGGGAAUCUGCAAAAGUACAGGAGGUGAACAGUACACCUGCCAAUGUGUGAACGGUUACACGGGAGCCUUCUGCGAGGAAGAACCGGACCCGUGUCGUCCAAAUAAUCCCUGCAAGAACGGGGGAGUUUGUAGCAGUACAGGAGUUUCGAAAUACACUUGCGCAUGCGUGAACGGCUACAGCGGAGACAACUGCGAACAAGAACCUGGUUCCAUCAUCGUCAUAACCGAAGAUAUUGAGGAGACGGAUUUUCCCAGCAUCCCUCCGCUUACCCCUGACGGUUUGUACGAAAUCUGCAUCCGGGUGAACCCAGAAGAAGCCGUUUUCGUCGGGAUCUACAAGUCCAGAGCAGACGCCGACCAAAAUCUUGCCAUGUAUGAUCUGACUUUUGAAUCUGGAGAACCUGCAACAGUUAAAUCACAAGGCCAACCAGUAGGCGCUGAGGUGUCGUGGAGCGGAAGCCUGUCUUUCUGCAUUGAAAUUAGCGACCAAAUCUCUGUAUAUCCGAAGGAGCCGGGAGCCUUGCCGUGGUGGACACUACCCAAGCCAGACGACGUAAAGCACAUUGAAAUAGGCUUUGCCUCCAGUAUCACGACAACAUGGACCAUCAUUCCGACAUACAAACCACCUUCAGGAAGUGAACCUGAAGUGCCCGAACCAAAACCAGAAAGACCGAAGGAACCACCUUCAGGAAGUGAACCUGAAGUGCCCGAACCAAUACCAGAAAGACCGAAGGUGUGUCCUGUACUAGAUUGCCUGUUUCCUUGUCCCAAGGGCCUCAAAAAGGAUGAGAACGGCUGUGAUACUUGCGAAUGCAAAGGGAAAGUCGACAAUCGUAGGAAAUGCCCAGCUGUACCCGGGGGUGUAGCAAGAAUCUGCGAGGAGCGAUGUGCCGCCGACAAUAACUGUGAAAAGCAGCACAAAUGUUGCUCCAACGGAUGCGGCCACGUUUGCAUAAAAGCAUGUAAGCCUCUCAAAUGCAAGAAGGCCUGUGAACUCGGUUACGUGAGGAACCGAAAGGGAUGCGAAAUAUGUAAAUGUAGAGAGCCAUUUCAAGAGCGGCCUAUACCAGAUAAAGCUCCCCCACAAGAACCACCUGCAGGGAGUGAACCUGAAGUGCCCGAACCAAAACCAGAAAGACCGAAGGAACCACCUGCAGGGAGUGAACCUGAAGUGCCCGAACCAAUACCAGAAAGACCAAACGUGUGUCCUCAAGUACGAUGCGCAUAUCCCUGCCCCAAAGGUUUCAAAAAGGAUGAAAACGGCUGUGGGACGUGCGAGUGCAAAGGGAAAGUCGACCAUCGUGGGAAAUGCCCAGCUGUACCCAUGGAUGUAGCAGGAAUCUGCGAGGAGCGAUGUGCCGCCGACAAUAACUGUGAAAAGCAGCACAAAUGUUGCUCCAACGGAUGCGGCCACAUUUGCAUCAAAGCAUGUAGGUCUCUAAAAUGCAAGAAGGCCUGUGAACUCGGAUUCAAGACUAACCAAAAGGGAUGCAAAAUAUGUCAAUGUAAAGAACCACCUGCAGGGAGUGAACCUGUAGUGCCCGAACCAAAACCAGAAAGACCGAAGGAACCACCUGCAGGGAGUGAACCUGAAGUGCCCGAACCAAAACCAGAAAGACCGAAGGAAUGUAAGCCAUUCAAAUGCAAGAAGGCCUGUAAAUUCGGUUACAAGACGAACAAAAGGGGAUGCAAAAUAUGUCGAUGUGAAGAACCACCUGCAGGGAGUGAACCUGAAGUGCCCGAACCAAAACCAGAAAGACCGAGGGAAUGUAAGCCAUUCAAAUGCAAGAAGGCCUGUCAAUUCGGGUACAAGACGAACAAAAGGGGAUGCAAAAUAUGUCGCUGUGAAGAACCACCUGCAGGGAGUGAACCUGAAGUGCCCGAACCAAAACCAGAAAGACCAAAGGAACCACCUGCAGGGAGUGAACCUGAAGUGCCCGAACCAAAACCAGAAAGACCGAAGGAAUGUAAGCCAUUCAAAUGCAAGAAGGCCUGUAAAUUCGGGUACAAGACGAACAAAAGGGGAUGCAAAAUAUGUCGAUGUGAAGAACCACCUGCAGGGAGUGAACCUGAAGUGCCCGAACCAAUACCAGAAAGACCGAAGGAAUGUAAGCCAUUCAAAUGCAAGAAGGCCUGUCAAUUCGGGUACAAGACGAACAAAAGGGGAUGCAAAAUAUGUCGCUGUGAAGAACCACCUGCAGGGAGUGAACCUGAAGUGCCCGAACCAAAACCAGAAAGACCAAAGGAACCACCUGCAGGGAGUGAACCUGAAGUGCCCGAACCAAAACCAGAAAGACCGAAGGAAUGUAAGCCAUUCAAAUGCAAGAAGGCCUGUCAAUUCGGUUACAAGACGAACAAAAGGGGAUGCAAAAUAUGUCGAUGUGAAGAACCACCUGCAGGGAGUGAACCUGAAGUGCCCGAACCAAAACCAGAAAGACCAAAGGAAUGUAAGCCAUUCAAAUGCAAGAAGGCCUGUCAAUUCGGGUACAAGACGAACAAAAGGGGAUGCAAAAUAUGUCGCUGUGAAGAACCACCUGCAGGGAGUGAACCUGAAGUGCCCGAACCAAAACCAGAAAGACCGAAGGAACCACCUGCAGGGAGUGCACCUGAAGUGCCCGAACCAAAACCAGAAAGACCGAAGGCAUGCCCUGAGCCAGAGUGUGAUGUGGAUUGCGCAGAUGGAUUUGAAAUGGACGCUGAGGGCUGCCAGACGUGCGAUUGCGUAUACAUUCCAGAAGAAGUCGAAGGUGAACAACAACCUGAAGAUGUGUACGGCACGGUUCUGACGACUACCGGGGGUACCAAGGAGAUUGUCAUCAGCACGGAGGUGGACACAACACAGGAGCAAGAGUUCACCAUCGACCUCAGUGACCCGGUGGAGUUCUUGCUGGUAUCAACGGAGGGAACUCUUGGGAUCGUCGUGGUAAAGAACUAUGUUGAGAUUGUGACCUCUAGUGGCAAGACGCUGAAGUCCGUGAAACUACCAUCUUGGUGUCUAAGGCAACCAGAGCUCACGUUCUCCGUCAGUUUCUUCACAACCGGCUUCAAGCUGCUUAUCAUCACAACUUCUGGAGAGGAGAGAGUCCUGACGAAGUAUGUCAAGUCCAACAAGAGAAAGUUCAGCUGCCGUGCGCUCAAGGUGCGAUCGAAGGGUACCAAGAAGUGCAAAGUCAAGUACAGGCACAAGCGAAGAAAAGGGAAGAGAGGCAAACGAGGGAAAAAGGGCAAAAAAGAAAAGAACCGCCCGAAAAAGAACCGCCCAAAAAAGAAGAAAGGAUGCCCAGAGGUACAAUGUGCUGAGGCCUGCGAAGAGGGCUUUGAAAUGGACGUAGAGGGCUGCCAGACUUGUGACUGCAUAGAGAUCCAACAAGGUGGCGAAGGAGGACAACCGGAAGACGAGUUUGGCACCGUUCUGCAGACCACCGGCGGCUCCAAGGAGAUUGUCAUCAGCACGGAGGUGGACACAACCCAGGAGCAAGAGUUCACCAUCGACCGCAACGACCCGGUGGAGUUCUUGCUGACAUCGUCGGAGGGAGAACUGGGAAUUGUCGUGAUAAAGAGCUCUGUUGAAAUUGUGAGUUCCAGCGGUAAGACGCUGAAGUCCGUGAAACUGCCAUCUUGGUGUCUAGUGCAACAAGAGCUCACGUUCUCCGUCAGUUUCUUCACAACCGGCUUCAAGCUGCUCAUCAUCACUACUUCUGGAGAGGAGAGAGUCCUGACGAAGUAUGUCAAGUCCAACAAGAAAAAGUUCAGCUGCCGUGCGCUCAAGAUGCGAUCGAAGGGUACCAAGAAGUGCAAGGUGAAAUACAGGCACAAGCGAAGAAGAGGACGGAGAGGCAAGGGAGGGAAUAAAGGCAAAAAAGGAAACAGAAGCGUGAAGAAGAAGUCCAAGGGUAAAGGCGGGAAGACCAAGAGCGGAUCCAAGAGCCGAUCCAAGAGUGCUAAAGAAAACAAAGGCCCGAAGAAGUCCAAAACAAAGGGAAACAGAAGCUUGAAGAAGUCCAAAGGAAAAGGCGGGAAGACCAGAAGCCGAUCAAAGAGCCGAUCCGAGAGUGCUAAAGAAAACAAAGGCCCGAAGAAGUCCAAAACAAAGGGAAACAGAAGCUUGAAGAAGUCCAAAGGAAAAGGCGGGAAGACCAGAAGCCGAUCAAAGAGCCGAUCCGAGAGUGCUAAAGAAAACAAAGGCCCGAAGAAGUCCAAAACAAAGGGAAACAGAAGCUUGAAGAAGCAUAAAGGAAAAGGCGGGAAGACCAGAAGCCGAUCAAAGAGCCGAUCCGAGAGUGCUAAAGAAAACAAAGGCCCGAAGAAGUCCAAAACAAAGGGAAACAGAAGCUUGAAGAAGUCCAAAGGAAAAGGCGGGAAGACCAGAAGCCGAUCAAAGAGCCGAUCCGAGAGUGCUAAAGAAAACAAAGGCCCGAAGAAGUCCAAAACAAAGGGAAACAGAAGCUUGAAGAAGCAUAAAGGAAAAGGCGGGAAGACCAGAAGCCGAUCAAAGAGCCGAUCCCAGAGUACUAAAGAAAACAAAGGCCCGAAGAAGUCCAAAACAAAGGGAAACAGAAGCUUGAAGAAGUCCAAAGGAAAAGGCGGGAAGACCAGAAGCCGAUCAAAGAGCCGAUCCGAGAGUGCUAAAGGAAACAGAAGCCCGAAGAAGUCCAAGGGUAAAGGCCGGAAGACCAAAAGCCGAUCCAAGAGUGAUGAAGGAAACAGAAGCCCGAAGAAGUCAAAAACUAAAGGAAACAAAAGCCCGAAGAAGUCCAAAACUAAAGGAAACAAAAGUCCGAAGAAGCCCAAAACUAAAGGAAACAAAAGCCCGAAGAAGUCCAAAACUAAAGGUGCGUAA
This is a messenger RNA of Patiria miniata (bat star), 5931 nucleotides long. RefSeq lists its product as uncharacterized. The record is from RefSeq and is a predicted model, not a curated record. Gene Ontology annotation, cellular component: extracellular region. The transcript is spliced from 76 exons. Gene Ontology annotation, biological process: Notch signaling pathway. The coding region runs from base 1 to 5931 and encodes 1976 amino acids. Gene Ontology annotation, molecular function: Notch binding; calcium ion binding; serine-type endopeptidase inhibitor activity. Lineage: Eukaryota; Metazoa; Echinodermata; Asteroidea; Valvatida; Asterinidae.